AGCACAUACGCAGGUCGGCAGCGUAUCUGCGGUACUGGAAUUUCAUGAGGAAGGAGACGGGGGGCGUGUAAAAGCCUUUUUAAGAGUGAGAUUAUGAACCGUGGAAAAGGAGAAACACGGUCCUACAAGGGUCCUGAGCGGAGGCCAUGAAAUGAAUGUACUGACAGAGUAUUCUCUCCCAGGCAGCGGACUGAGAGUCGGGGGGCUCUGACUGUGCCUUGACUCCGGCCACACACAAAGAGGCGUUUUUCCCUCGGUGGCGUCCAAGCCCAGGGGGCACUGCGUGCCGUCCGCUCCCUCACGGGGCGCCCAGCGCGGAUGAACGCGGGGGACUGGGAAAGAGCUUUCGAAGCGGCAGAGCGCUGCGCCAAAGCGACGGGAGGUUCCGAUUCUCAGCGGGCACUAUAUUUGUAUGUGUCUUGUAGAACCCACGCUUGGAAAUGCUGACGGCAGGCUUCAGGACAGCUGAGCCCCAAUAAACACCAAGAAAACCCACGGCUCUGGCCGCAUCUUCCAACAUGACCAAUCCACAGCCUGCCAUAGAAGGAGGAAUUUCCGAAGUUGAGAUAAUCUCCCAACAAGUAGACGAAGAAACCAAGAGCAUUGCUCCCGUGCAGCUGGUGAACUUUGCCUAUCGGGACUUGCCCCUGGCUGCUGUCGAUCUCUCCACGGCGGGCUCGCAGCUCCUGUCAAAUCUGGACGAAGAUUACCAAAGAGAAGGGUCUAACUGGCUGAAGCCGUGCUGUGGGAAGAGAGCAGCCGUGUGGCAGGUAUUUUUGCUCAGUGCAAGUCUCAACAGUUUCCUGGUAGCCUGUGUAAUAUUGGUGGUGAUUCUCCUGACUCUGGAACUUCUAAUAGAUAUAAAGCUUCUCCAGUUUUCCAGCGCGUUCCAGUUUGCUGGUGUGAUUCACUGGAUCAGCCUGGUCAUUCUGUCCGUGUUCUUCUCAGAGACUGUUGUACGGAUUGUGGUGCUUGGGAUCUGGGAUUACAUCGAAAACAAAAUAGAGGUGUUUGACGGGGCUGUGAUCAUCCUGUCUUUGGCUCCGAUGGUGGCAUCCACUGUGGCCAACGGACCCAGGAGCCCCUGGGACGCCAUCAGCCUCAUCAUCAUGCUCCGGAUCUGGAGGGUGAAGAGGGUCAUAGAUGCCUACGUCCUGCCAGUGAAGGUGGAGAUGGAGAUGGUUAUCCAGCAGUACGAGAAGGCCAAGGUCAUCCAAGACGAGCAGCUGGAGAGGCUGACGCAGAUCUGUCAGGAGCAAGGGUUUGAGAUCCGGCAGCUGCGCGCGCACCUCGCGCAGCAGGACCUGGACCUGGCAGCGGAACGCGAGGCGGCGCUGCAGGCCCCGCACGUGCUCAGCCAGCCGCGCAGCCGCUUCAAGGUGGUGGAGGCCGGCACGUGGGACGAGGAGACGGCGGCCGAGAGCGUCGUGGAGGAGCUGCAGCCGUCGCAAGAAGCCACAGUGAAAGAUGACAUGAACAGCUACAUCAGUCAGUAUUACAAUGGGCCCCGCACUGACAGCGGUGUCCCAGAGCCAGCUGUGUACGUGGUCACCACGGCUGCAAUAGACAUCCACCAGCCCAACAUCUCCUCGGACCUUUUCUCUCUGGACGUGCCCCUCAAGCUCGGCAGUAAUGGCACUGGUGCCAGCGCCACCUCGGAGAUUGCCUCCCGCAGCUCAGUCACCCGGGCCCAGAGUGACAGCAGCCAGACACUGGGCUCCUCCACAGACUGCAGCACUGCCCGAGAGGAACCAUCCUCUGAGCCCAGCCCUGCUCCCCUGCCACUGCCGCUGCCACCCCAGCAGCAGGUGGAGGAGGCCACAGUCCAGGACCUGCUGUCCUCCCUGUCAGAGGACCCCUGCCCAUCCCAGAGGGCCUUGGACCCAGCCCCCCUCGCCCGGCCCAGCCCACCGGGCUCGGCCCAAACCAGCCCCGAGCUGGAGCACAGGGUAAGUCUGUUCAACCAGAAGAACCAGGAGGGCUUCACCGUCUUUCAGAUCAGGCCUGUCAUCCACUUCCAGCCCACUACACCCGCGCUGGAGGACAAGUUCAGAUCUUUGGAAUCCAAAGAGCAAAAGUUGCACAGGGUCCCUGAGGCCUAGAGCCUGCAGUGGGCUGGGUGGGAGGAGGGGAGACAGCCAUCUCGAAGCUCUCCUGGGACCCUGGAGGCUGCCACGGGCCACAUGCGGGGCCCAGGAGCCCGCCUGGCCUCCCUCAGGGUGCUGCCUGCCUCCAAGGAGGUGAUGCCAGGCCAGGAGGCCACAAGCUUCAGACCUCAAAGCCCAGAGCUGGCGCCUCUUCUCGCCCUGCUCAGGGGAGGGGAGGGUGGUGCUCGUGGCUGGGUUUUCUUUUUAACCAUUUUUACAAAAACCAGCCUGUAGCCCAGCUUCAUCAGGGUAGAGUGCGGGGGGCCAGCUCAGCCUCUUCCGUUGCCUUCGUUCCUGACGCCCACCCCCGGACCCUCGGGAACAGCACUGUGAGCAGGGGCUGUCCAGCCCCACCCUAAGCCGUCUCUCCCAGGAAUCCUGGGUGGAGUCCCACACAAUCACACGGAGACCACCAUCUGAGCCUACUUCAUUUGUCCUCAUUCUCAUUCCAGCAUGAGUGUUUCUGAGUCUCUUCAAGACAAAUCUAGUUUUCACCUUCACAGGAUAUAAAGGGAUCAACCUAGAGGUGGGUGGGAGGGUUCUGGGAGGCAGGGGGGCAACCAUUUUCCAACCUUGGCUUUAAUAAUAAAAACCAGCUGCACUGAGA
Cebus imitator (Panamanian white-faced capuchin) is the source of this 2754-nucleotide messenger RNA. RefSeq names its product transmembrane protein 266 (gene TMEM266). The transcript has 11 exons. NCBI's taxonomy places the organism in Eukaryota, Metazoa, Chordata, Mammalia, Primates, Cebidae. The record is from RefSeq and is a predicted model, not a curated record. The coding region runs from base 519 to 2102 and encodes 527 amino acids. Gene Ontology annotation, molecular function: voltage-gated channel activity. Gene Ontology annotation, cellular component: plasma membrane.